AUGUAUUAUCUGCACUGUUUUUUGGUGACAUACAUUUGUACAUUAGUUGCUGGCGUAGUUCCGCAAAUGACAACACCAGCAGCACUAAAAAUGAUUUCCAGCGGUAAAAGAACGCCAUCACUAUAUCCGCCGGUAUUAAAGGUUACGUCGAAUGAAGGCUACAUAGUGGAAUCUGCAGAGAUGGGUACCACAGUGCGGGUUUCCCCUUCACGUUUUUCCAGUUCACUCCAAAUUGUCGUUCACGACGGAGACUUGAAGCCCGGAAUGCCUCCAGCUGUGUAUGAAUAUAUUUUGACCGGUGUGGGCUCGUCCCUAUUCGCCGUCGACCAGCGAGGUUAUGUUUAUCUGAAUGCACCGCAUAUUGAUGCUGACCCUCCGAAUCCGACAGCCUAUCAGCUGAAUGUAAGCAGCUUUGUUAAUCUGUCAGCGCAUCUAAAAUGCGUCAGUGACUUUACGAUUGUCGGACCACGUGAGGAGGACUUAUCGGGGACAGCGUUUAAUAAGAGAAAAAAAAAAAUGACGAGAUUUUCCGCUAAUUUAUCCUAG
Gongylonema pulchrum is the source of this 546-nucleotide messenger RNA. Lineage: Eukaryota; Metazoa; Nematoda; Chromadorea; Rhabditida; Gongylonematidae. The record is from the annotation of a GenBank genome assembly.